Phoenix dactylifera (date palm) is the source of this 1080-nucleotide messenger RNA. RefSeq names its product myricetin 3-O-glucosyl 1,2-rhamnoside 6'-O-caffeoyltransferase AT2-like. The record is from RefSeq and is a predicted model, not a curated record. NCBI's taxonomy places the organism in Eukaryota, Viridiplantae, Streptophyta, Magnoliopsida, Arecales, Arecaceae.
AACCCCUCUCACAGACAAUCACGCAACACCAGAGGAAUUAUUAGAGCUCUCACUGUAAUCCCAUCAUGAGGUUCUCCGUGAAUAAGCUGGCUCCGGCGCUGGUUGCUCCCUCCGAGCCAACGCCAUCAGGCAAUCUCCCCCUCUCCUCCAUCGACCGAACGACGGCGGUAAGUGUCACCAUCGACUUGAUACUGGUGUUCGAACAUGGCGAAGAGCCGGCGAAGGUCAUAAGGGAAGCCUUGUCCAAGGCCUUGGUCCCCUAUUACCCUGUCGCCGGCCGGAUCGUUGAGCCCAGCCCCGGGGAGCCGGAGGUGGCUUGCACUGGGGAUGGUGUAUGGUUUGUGGAGGCAUCGGCGAAUUUUGGCCUCAAAGAUGUUAACAACCUCGAACGCCCUCUCAUGAUACCCAAGGAAGAGCUCCUUCCAUGUGCUCCUCCUGACGUAAACCCAGGGGAUGCGAUUCUGAUGAUGCAGGCUGAAUUUGUGGCAUGUUAUGGAGCUACGGUCCAAGCCAUUUGGUUGAGGAAUUUUAUUUCAGAACUGAAAGUUGUUGAUUCCAUCUCGAGACCAAUUACUAUCUACUAUGACAAUAGUGCAGCGGUGUUCUUUUCAAAGAAUAACAAGAGUUCUGGUGGCUCUAAGCAUAUAGACAUCUAGUACUUGAUGGUCAGAAAUAAAGUUAAAGAAGAGCAGACAAAAAAAGAGCAUCUAAAUAUAGAGGCAAUGAUUGCAGACCCAUUGACUAAGGAACUUGCACCGAAAGUCUUUAAGACACACAUUGCUAAUAUGGGCAUUGUGGAAACCUUUAAUGUUAUUAGUUAGUGAGAGUUAUUUAUGUAAAAGAACUACAUUUUGGCUUGAUCCCUUUGUACGGGGUACGUAGGCAACCCAUAUGCUUCGGGUACAGCCUCUUUCAAUAAUCAUAACAUUUAUCUCUCCAUUUAUAAUUCUAUAUUUUGUGCACAAAAAUUAUAAUUAUAUUUGAGCAUGCAUUUCACAUAUGUCUUUUAUUAUGAUAUCAUUUUGAUCUAGAGAUAUAAUGCAUAAAGACAUGAUGUGAGUCUCUUUUGAGACAUGUGGC